AUUGAAUUUGAACGCGUUUCAGAUCCAGGAGAAAAUGUUAAAGAAAUAUUAAGGAAUGUUGUUGCUCAACAUGGAGUUACAAGCAGUCGUAAAACAGCAUAUCUUAACAGUUUUGUCAAGCUAAUUAAAUAUGUUGGUUAUAAUAAUGGCUUGGGUAUACCCAUUCCUGACAUAUUGGCUUGGUAAGUGAUGUUGUUAUAACUUUUUGUUGUCUGCACGUUCAAAUGUUUUACCAUAUUACAUCAUUUAAUGUCCAUUGUUUAUCAUUUAACCUCUUCAGUGUAAGUAGAAAGCAAUCAUAUUUUAAAUCCAGCAAUCAGUUGCUAUAAUAUUAAUUUUAAUUAGAAUCAAUUAAGCAUUAAAGAAUAAAAUAAUUUGGCAAUUAUUCAUUAAUUUAAUGAUACAUUUUUUUAAAUUCAAAAAUUAUGUUUUGAAAAGUUACUUUAUUAUUAUAAAAGUAAGGUGAAAGCUUAUUUAAUAUAUUUAAAAUUUACGAGAGGGUUUGACAAUUUCCAGAACCCCAGCCGAUAAUAACCAAGGCAUGAUGGUACAUAAUAAUGUAAACUUAGUAGUUAAAAUGCUACUAAUGGGCAUCAGGCUCAAAGUACCACAAACAAAUAAGAAGAGGAAGGAAAAAUUGGAAGUGUUUUAAAGCACAAAUUAUCUGCAUAAAUAAUUAUUCCUUUACACCAUACUUUAGUACAAAUGUCACAUGUGUUUAUGACCUAACAUCUAACAAGUUACUGCCCUUGAAGAUCAAUGCUUGUGAUAUAAUCUGCAGCCUUGAAAUCAGUCUUCUGAAUGACGCCAAGCAGGUUCGAACAGCAUCACUUAGAGUUAUUCGCUACCUCUUGCCUUAUGAAGAAACUUUGGACACAUUCUUACUUUUACAUUUUGAUUUUUUAGUUGCAAGGUAAAUAUGAUAAAUAAAACAAAGUGCAUUUAAAAAUAAUUGUUGUUUAAAAUAAGUAAAUGCGAAAAGCUAAAUAAAAACACCAAAUAACAUAUGAUCAGUAUUUUCAAUGGAUCGGAUAUUAUGUUGUAGUUGUUUGAGUGCAGCAGGAGAUUUAAUAUGAUGCAGUAUUUAUAAUAAUUUAAUGUAUAGAAAUGAGCACGCUUCAAUGUUAUUACAUUAUCAAUUCCAUGUACUUAAUGGUCUGCUCAAGUAUGGAAAAUCAAUAGAAAGCAGAUAGCUUGACUCUUUCUCUCCGGAAUUAUUUUCCGUGUUCUGCGUUUUUGUAACGCACUACUAUGUUGUCUCUAAACCUUCAUAACUUUUUUGUUUUUCAUCAGAAAGUGCUAAGUUUGGUAUGGAAUUAAAGGAGAAUGUAUGCCCUUUGCGAGCAAACCAGACUUGGGUUUACAUUUUCAGACCUGUUUACCCUCAAACUCUUAAAAUCGUACAAUAUCAUCACAAAAUCAAUCAAUACAUUAUCUUAAUAGUAAACUAAACAUCAGUAUAUAUAAUGUAUACACCUCAUAAUCGUUCAUUUUACGCCAAAAUCGUACGAGUAAACAGGUCUGCAUUUUAAUAAAUAAAUGUGAUUAUCAUUUCAGAAAAAUAAAAAUUAAAAAAAAAACCUACCAACUGUUCACAAAACGCUCAUUCCAAGUCACACGAGGAGAAAUAUAUAGUCCAAAGUGUAACAAAAAAGUUUUUUUCUGAACUAUAUCCAUAUGUGCAUCACACAUAAUAAAGAUCAACUUAAAAAACGAAUAAAAUUAAACCUCAGAGCACAUUAUCCAUUGUCACCGUCACACAAAAAAUUUGCAAAAUUUUUUUUACUAUUUCCACUAGAAACAAUUUGUUGCUAUUAUAAAAUAUUUGCACUGUAUUCUUGUAUGUACUAACAUUUAUAAUGGUAAAUGGAACAUUUACCAUACAUUUGUCAUAUCUUUUCAUCUGUAUUUAGCUAUGGUAAGCCUAAAAACAAUUCAUAUUGAUGUGCACUUUAGCUGGGGGAGGGGCUGGUUGUUCAUCAGCUGAUGAAUUACCAAUUUCAUUAUUUCGUUUCUACUUAUACUAGUUGUAGGAUUAUAAUCAUAUUAUUCAAAGGAAUCAGCUUCUGCAUUUGAAAUAAUAAAAUCACUGAAUCAUCAUCAGAGUAAUAUUUUCAACCGUUAUUAGAUCGAUCACCAGAGGGGUCAGGUCAAGAUUUCAUGUUUGUAAACAAAAAUAAAAUGGACAAUCAAAACAACCGCUUCAAACAAUUCGUUCUUCGUUCAAACACAGAAAACCAGAUGUUUAUCGCAGGGAAAUCAUUCUAGAAUUGAUUUAAAAUAACUAAAUACCAAUAGCUAAGAAAAGAACCGAAAUAAACAGGUUUGCCAACGCCGAUACGCCAAAAUCUUCAUUUCAAAUUGACAAUGGGAGCGUUGUUCCGGAGAGAAAGAGUUAAGUAACAAUCACCAAGAUGAAUUUAGCACAGAGAAAACUGGAUUCAAAAAUGUUUUUUAUGUUUGAUCACCAGAUGUCUUGAUGUUAGUCUUGAUAACGAAAUUGAACGAAUCCAUGCAGUAAAGCUGAUCAGGCAAAUCAUCAAAUCCGCACCUUUAAAAUUUCCAAAGUCGUUGCUGUAUGUGUUAGUUGCUAUUGGCAAUGAUGGAGCAAGUGAGAGAGACAGGAUGGUCAGAGUGGCACUUGAGACAAUAUGUGAACUAGGUUUGUUUCCCAUUUUUAAAAUUUGUGUGACACCCAGGAUAAAGUUUCCAUCUUCAUAAAUGAUACAGUGCCAGUUGAAUUUUUAUAGCUAAUGAUAAUAAAAAUCUUGAAUACUAAAAAAAAUCUUGAAAACUAAAAGAAAAACAUUUUUCUCCCUCAUUUGUGUAAAUAAUGUGUGAAGCAGUCACCCAAUAUUAAAAAAAUAAAAUAAUGUCUUAAGAUAUAAUAAAAAGUCACCAGACUUGAAGUUUCCUUUUAUUAUGGAAAAAAUGACCAGCAUUUUGAGAGAAGCUUUCAUGUUUUCCCACCAAAUCUUAUUUUAGCUGAGUAGUAGAGGGAGGGAAUCGUAUUGGAUUUACAAUUAUGUUUCAAGUUAUCUUUUUUUAAAUUAUUAUGCUCCACAGCUUUUUCUAAUGUUGAUCUAGUGGCUAAAUGUGGAGGCAUACAGACACUGAUCUGGAACAUAUUGGACUGUCACCAGUAUCCACGACUUAACGAAGCAUUAACUUCCACUAUCAUAUUUCUGCUCAAUCAUCCCCACACCCGACACUUCAUCCGUCCACAGGUGGAUCUAGAGGUCAGUGGAUUGUAGUUAUGGACUCUUCAAUAAUUUAAUGUUCUAUAAAUUUACAUUCCUCAACUCUUUUCAAUUCUCUUAUAUAAAAAGCAUAACUAUAUAUGCCGGUUAUCUUUUCUCACAAAAUUAUUUUCUUUUUCCAAAAAUAACAAAGUGAGGUGAUAUGUGGUGGAUAAGAGAUAAUGAAAUUUUUUUUUUAACUGAUCGGGGCAGAGAUAAAUAAAAUAGUCUAUUUAUUUCAAAUUAUCUGACAGGAUAUUGGAUUUUCUUAUGUGAACAGUAAAAUAAAAACAGAUUGUAAAGACAAUCCAAUAUUGUUAAACUAUACAAUUCAUUCCUUUUGGGAGCAGUUGAUAAAUUGAUAUCUCAUCCCAAGGAAAUCAAAACGGUACUGGAUAACCCCUUUUUACAUUUGCUAAUCUUAGUAAUAUUGCCAGCUAUAAUCUCUGCAGAAUUGUUGAAAUGUUGAAAAGAAAGCUACCUAAUCGCUAACUCUAAAUUGAUUUCAUAGAGGAACUUGUUUGAGCAUUGGGUGGAUUACUUAAACUGAUAUUGUUCCAAGUGCCUUAAAUAAAAUUUCACAAUAUUCAAAAGAAUGCAUCCAUUAGUUCCUUAAUAUACAGAUUUAAAAAGAAAUUGUAAAGUGUGGUAUAAAUUUGGAAUCCAAAAAAGAAAAAAAAUGUUUUAAAUAUUAAAAAUCCACAAUAAAAAGUAGCAUAUGUGACACUCACCUUUGCUUUAAAAAAAACAAAAACUAAGAAUGAGUAACAUAAAUUUUAAAUUUUCUACUGAUAUGUUUUGUUGUGUGUAAAUAAUUUUAACCUAUAUUUUUUGUGAAUACUUUGUGGAGUGGUUGUGAUUUUAAAAAAAUUAUUUCCCCUUUUUGACAAAUUUUGCAAAAUCUUCUAUUUUUUUGUCAAAUGCUCAUAAAAUGUCCUGAUUUCGUCAUAUGACAUACAAAAAAAUGAAUUUUCUUUUUGAAUAAGCAGAUUUUAUGAAAAAUUCCAGGUAGUUAUUUAAACUAAUUAUGCAUUAUUUUUCUCACAACCUCUAAGUGUUGAACUCAUAUGUUUAGAAAAACAUUCUUUAAACCCUCAUGCAUUUCCCCACACAUUGAUACAUAAAAUCUUGAACUUUCUAAAUGGGUUCUAAAAGUUAUUAAAUCUUCUGUAAAGUCACUUGAAAUCUCAAGAAAAAUGUGAAAAGUUAAAGGAAAGUAAAGAGUGAAAAGUUUAGACUAAAAAUCAUGGCAAACUAAUGAAAAUUUUAUUUUGCAGCGUCUGUUGGCUCCAUUUACUGACAGUCAUUUCCGUUACAGUGUUGAAGAUGGAAGGAGGUUUGCACAUUUUUAACAUCAUUAAAAUUUCUUUAGGUACCAGGUAUACACAUUAAAAAUAUGGAUACAAUUAAGAGAAAAAAUAUGCUGUGAAAAAAUUGUAAAAUUUUAUUACAAACCCUCUUUAACCACUUUAUUACUCCAUUUUAGUGAUGAGAGAGACUCAAGAUUUAUUGCUAGCAAAAUGGCUGUGAUAACUGUAAUGAGAUCUUGGCCAGGUAUUUAAGGUUUCCCUUUAUCUUUUAUUGGAAUAAAUAAAUACGAUUCAUUAGUAUAUUCUCUGCUUGGUUGUAUUUCCAAUAAUAUUAAAUAGAUUUCAAAUUUUUUACAAAUGGUAAAUCUACUUUCAACAUGUUUAUAUCCCUUCCUUAUGUAUGUCUGAUUUUAUUUAAUCUGUGUUGAACAUCCAUGAGAGCCCACUUCAAAUUAAGGGAUCAAUUUCAUUGACAGGUCUUAUACGGCUGUGUCAUCCAGAGGGAUCUGGUAUGCAGUCCCUAAUAGGAAUACUUUAUCUUCCUUACGUAGAAAUUAGGGUGAGACAUUUUUAAAUAUUGAAGAUGUAUAAUCAAUAUAUGUCUUAUUAUAGUUCACAAAUUCCUUUCUUUUAUAUAACAUAUAUAUGUACAAUUAUUUUUUUUACAUUCAACCAUUGAAAGAGAAAGUGAAUCUAUGAAAAGUGACAUUUUAUUUGUUUUCUCCUCUUACAAAGUAUUGGUAUUAAAUUUUGUAGAUUUAUGUAGCUUCAUUUUAUUUUAUAACUACAGAAAUAUGUUUUAGAAGUGAUCUCUGACUUAUUCCGUCUAUCACUGCCAGUAUGGGCAGAGGACUUUGGAUCUGCUUUUGCAAGUGUUGGUGAGUGAUAAAAUGAUGAGCUUUCAUUAAAACUUAGCAUUUUUAUUUUAUGUCUUUACAUCUGCUUACUCAUUAUAAUUAUAUUCCUGUACUUGUGAUCAAGAUAAUUAAGCAGUCCUACACUAUGAUUUAAAAAUAAAUAUAUUUUAUCAAUGGUUAGCUGGAAUCAUAAAAACUGUCUUAAUUCCAUACAAAUCUACCUGCAGAUCCCAGUGAAAUGAAAGAUGUUUGGAAACUGACAGAAGACUUUGUAGCAGAAGAGGGUCGUGCUAUUCUUCCUCACAUAUCUCAAACAAGGUAUUUUUUCAGUUUAAAAUAUAUUAAUAAUUAACUUAAACUAAAAAACAACAUAUCUUUGGAUUGGAUAUUGGAACGUAAUAAGCCUGCAUAGAGCAGGAACCUUAGCCAUUCUGAUAGAUGAACUUAAAAAAAAAAAAUUCUAUUGCUGCAUUGCAAGAAAUUCAAUUAAAAAAUUCAGACAUCCUAGACCAUAUUUCAUAGUGGCAACAACACCAGCACUCUUUGGGAUAGGAUGUGAUGUCAAAAAGAAGCUGUCAGCACAGUAAUAGGUUUUAAGCAAGAAAAUGCAAAAUGUGCUCUUUGCGUGUGCCAGGGAAAAUGUUCAACAUAAUAUUUAUAAAUGUUCAUGCUCCUACCCAAAACACAGAAGGUCAGAUAAAAGAAACCUGAUACUAGAUGCUGGAAAAGUUGUAUGAUGAGGCACCUUGACACAAUAUUAAAAAGAUGGCUUUAAUGCUAAAAUCUGGAAAGAAAAAGAUGUUAUACCAUUAGCAUGGAGAGUUUACAUGAAAAAUUCAAUAACAAGGGGAUCCAACUCCAAGUCUUUGUCUCUGGAAAAGGGAUGCUAGUUAGCAGGACCAAGUUUCCACACACAAAAAUACAAAAGUUACUAGGAACUCACCAGAUGGAAUCAAGCAGAGAAUAAGCUUAAUACACAAUGGCCAAAACUAACCAAAGAUCCACUAAACCCAAAAGCUUACCACAAUUAAGCACAACUAGAAGCAUCACAUGAGGAAAUAAACAAGGAAAACCUCAUAAAAUUGGGAUAGAAUAACAAAAAAUGCUAUGAAAAUAUCAGCAGAAAAAGUAAUACGUUUUCAACAAACUAACAAUGGAGAAGGGUGGUUUGAUAAUGAAUGAAGUGAGACUGUUUGAAGAGGAACAAGUCAUGAAUGACCCAUGAUACAAAGAGAAAACAGAAAUAUGAAGAAAAUAUCCAAUGAAGCCAGAAAGAAAGCCACGCAAAUGUGAAGUAAGAAAAAAAGGGCACAGGGAAUAUAUAGAUAUCAAGAGAGGGAAAUAUUAGAGGAAGAUAAAAGAUGAAAAAGGAUUCUAAGCCAGACCUCACAUAUAUGAGAGCAAAGAUGGAGAAUAACUUACGGAAAAUAGUUAAGUACUGAAGAGGUGGGCUGAAUAUUAUGAGGAAACUAUGGACAAGAUGAAGAUGAUGAACCACCACAUAAAGGACCAGCCCCUUGAAUAAACUCUCCAACUUAGGAAGAAACUACAAAUGUACAUCAAUUCUAUGAAAAACCACACAGCCCCUGGAGACAACCCCAUCACAGCAGAACUUACUUAAUAUUUAUAGCCAUUUUAAUUGUUUCUAUAGUAUAGUAGUUACUAAUCCUAAUGUCUCAUUUUUAUUUUAGUUAGUUUACAUGUUUUUAAUAAUUGUAAAGCGCUUAGAGCUUUAAGGUAAGUGCUAUAUAAAAAUGCCUAAAUUAAUAAAUAAAUAUUGAAGAAGAGAGCUAAAGUUUCUCCACAUUAUUUAUCUUUGCUUAUGACAACGUUUAUGAGCAUGAUAAUUAUAAAUCAAAAUGAAUGUCACAAAUGAAACAAUUAAAUAAUCAUAGGGGUCCAAAAAAAAAAAAACCAAACAUUUCCAUCCACUUAGUUUUUUUUUUACUUUUACCAAACUAUUUACCUUUGCGUAAGCCUAAUUGUAUGUUUUUUUGUCAAAAUAUUGGAUAUAUUCAUGCAGCUGUGAGCGGUGUUCACAGAGGAUUAGUCAUUAUCAUACCAUGGCAGAAAGAUGUCGAGCAGAAUGAAAUUCAGAAUACCGGCCGCCAGACAGAGUGACAGUUUGACUUAUGGUAGUUAACUGAAAACCUACAUCACUUUUGGCCAAAACUGAAAAUCAAACUAAAGUUAACUUUUCUGUAUUGACCCAAACUGAACUAAGCCGAAAAUGAUAAAAUGGCAAGUUUCUGCACCGAAAACCGAACUUCUGUUGGUCUCUAUUAGAAAAAAUGUUUUGAAAAAGUAAACCUAUUCGAAUAUUUAGGAACCUAGUUAAUCAGUGAAAUGACUUACUAACAGAAAUAAAAGAAAGAAUAUCGUCCGGAAACAGGGCAUACUUCAGUAGUCACAAAAUUUAAAAAAAAUAGUAUUACAAGAAAAACAAACAAAACAAUAUAUAAUAUAUAACUUGGACCUUAGCAAAAACAGCAGAAAACUUUUUAAAUUUGUGGGAGAGAAAAGGUCUCCAUAAAAUACAUGGACUAAGAAAGGAUGAAUAUGGGUGGAGAAUAUGAAACAACCAGGAAAUGUAUGGACUAUAUCAGGAUCCCAUGUGAGUAGCAGAAAUAAAAAAAAGGGACAGGCUGUGUUGGGAUUAACACUUAGAAUUUUAAUGCUUUCUCAUCUUAUUCCUUUUAGGCCGAAUUUAAUAGAGAACCAUUUAGCCCUCUUGUUGUCUGCAUUUUUCACAGCUGGACUAUGUGAGGUAAGACAAUGUUUUAAUGUUUCUAAACAUGUUGAACUUUUGAAAAUUCUGAAAUAUGAAAAAUGAAUUAUUUCUAACUUCAAACAUUAUUCACUCUAGCUGUAAGAAAUGAAAUAAUAGAUUGAUAUAAAAUAUGCCUGUGACACAUAUGAAAUUUUUCUAUCAGGCCUUGAUUGAAGUUGUGAUCACAAGCACUGGUGCUUUAUUUAACAGAGUUGUACUAUUGUUGGGAGAAUUACUUCACAUGGUAAUAAAUAUUUAUUUAAUUCAAAUACUAUGUCAUUUGGAAAGGAAACAAGUAAUAUAUUUAUUUUAUUGCAUAAAUUGUACUUUGGUGAGAACUAAUGCAAAAUUGACUUAAGUGUUGUUUAUAUGUAGGCCAACAGUCUUCUUCCGCAAGAAUGUAUGCAUCAUCAUGAAUGUCUUCCCUCUCUUAUAUCCCUUGCCUCCUCAAGUGAGACAAAUAAAGACAAAAGACAGUAAGUGAGGUGUUUUAUUUGAUCAUUGAGAAUUUGGCCUUUGAUUAUAACCUAACUUAAAGACUAAAGAAUGCAAUUAUUUCAAUUAUUCACGUUAGUUAAUUUUCAAAUGCCAUUUAUAACUUAUUGAAUAAUUCUUAAAAACAUACUAAAACAGUUAGCAAAUUAACUGAUCAUUUAUCAUUGGUGACGGGAUCCUGUGUACCAUGUUUAUUAGUAAAUUAUAUCUUUGUGAGUAUAAAAUAGGAAUUGGGAAUGUGUUAUUUUUUCAAAGGAUCAUGUGUUGUUUUUUUAAUAUUGGCCUUAUAAUUUGUCUCUUCUUUUUAGUCAGGCCUAUCAAGCAGUGAUGUACCUGACUCGUUUUCACAAAAUGAUGAAACGUGGUCGGAGACCUUGUUCUAUAUUUUUAGACCAGUUGUUGCAGCAUGCUGGAAAGAUGUCAGAAGUAACAAGUAAACACUGGUAUUUACGGCGGGAGAAGUUAUCGGAAUACUAUUUCAAAAAGGUAAACAUUAAGUCUGACAGUUUUUAGACCAUGAUUAUAGAUACAGCUACACAUUUGUUGUGGCUCCGACAUAAGCUAUGAUUGUAAUAUAUUUUUUAAUUUCAUCCAUUUUAAGCCACAAUGAACUGUAAUUUCAGGAUAACAAGAGUUACAAACUUUAAAUGUUGUGUCUGCGUCCUUCAAAUUGUUAGGAUCAUUAUUAUCAAUUAUCAGUGCAAAGUUGGUCAAAACUUUGACUUUCAGGUGACUUGUGACGAUAUGACCAAUCAAGCCAUCAGAGACUCCCAAGUGAAUACAACUAAAGCUAACUCUGAUUGGAACUGGUCUGUGAUUGCUGCGAUACUUAAGGUAGAUAUUUGAUUACUUACUAUGUAUAUCAUAUUUACAUUUACUGAUUGUCAUUAGAAUUAGAGGCAUUAGAAUGGUGAAAACAAAGAAUAUAGUCGUCCGAUAUCUUGGGAAAGCAUUACAUAGUGAAUACACUUUCAAAAACAGAAUCAUUGAAGCAUGCCUUGUAAAGCAAACAUUGAAGAUGUAAUAUUUGAUGGUAAAUAUUUUUCAACAUUUUUCAGUGGCCUGAUGAAAAGCUAAAAAAAUUAGAUGAUCAAAAUCAACAUAGGUAAAGUCAAUUUCAUUUUAUUUAUAUUAGGGUUGAUUCCCUUGGAAAGAUAUUUUCUUGGAAUUUAUCCUCUUCAUAUUUUGCAAUCCUUUGGUGUAUAAAGUUUUGUACAAAGACAACCAUAAUAUCAUGUUAGUUUGCAUUGUAGGUUUAAUUUUGCUGUCUGUUUAUUAAAUUUCACUGAUUUUACCCAUUUUAUGCAUAUAAGGAAUGAAGAAUGAUGUAAUUUUUUAAAAUAAUUACUUUCAUAAAAUAUUUUGUCAAAUACAGAUUCAUCAAACGCCUUGUGUUUUAUUACAAGCCAGAGAAUGAUCUGUUUUCCAAGACAGAUAUAAAUGAUCCACACUCCAGGAAGAUUUGCAUUGUUGGAUGCCAUCUCAUUGAUUUUCUUAUAUCUUGUAACUCUGUAAGUAAUGUUAACGCAUUAGCAUGUACUCAAGGAACUAUUUAUAAGAUAUCAACCUUUUGAGAUAGAUUUUCCUUUUAUAGCUACUAACUAUUAUGAAAUUUAAAGAAAGUGAUUGAUUUUUUCCCCCACCUUUGAACAGACAGCUUAAAAAAAUUCACUUGUAAUGGGUGAAUGUCACAAUAAAUAUUUGGGAUAUCCACACAAAAAUGUGUAUAUUUCCCACCCGUAACAGCAGACCUCCACAUCCAGCAUUAUACAGUGCGAGAGCCAAAAUACCAGGAAGCAUUACUAUUUGCUAGAUUUCAAUUUCUAAAUAAAUCUGAUAAUAUAAAUCAUUCAAUUUAAGUCAACCAGACCAGAGAAUAAGAGAUAUUUUUUUUAAAGUCCAAUUGUUUAAAUUUGUUGAUAAAUAGCUAUCAGAUAGUUAUAGUGAUCUCCCUCAAUAGUUUUUAUCAUAUUCUGGGUUGUUUAACCCACAAACUGUCAAAGGCAAACUUGCUGUGGUGUCAACCAUUUGUUAAUAACUUUGAUAAGUAUCACUAAAAUACCCCAAACUAAUAGAAAAUGAAUCCAGAGACCCAAAUAAGUGGAGAUGUUUUGAGAGUAAAUUGGACAAAGAUCAUGUGGAAUGAAUGUUGGAAUUCUGUGAGGCCAUGUGAAAUGAAUAUAACCUUGACCUUUCUACAGUGAGUACAUUGUGCUACUGUUAAUCGUUCUUCACACACCCAAACUGACUGUUGGGUCCAGGUCCUUUUUAUCAUCUAAAUAAGUUUUUCAGACACAUUAAACAUAAUUUUUUUCGGUUUAGAAAAUAUAAAGUUAUUUGGGAUUAUAGAAAUAAAAAAAAAAUUCAUUGAUUACCUUCAUAUUUCUUAAUAUAAUUUAAAUUAAAUUCAUUAGUAUCCUAUUUUACACUACUUCAACAAUUAGAACUUGAACUGCUACUAGUGCUAGCUUCAAUAUCCUAAUUGUCACUACGAUGACUAAUUACAAUAAAACUAUCUUCAACAUCAAUUUUAUAAAGAAAAAAUUGGAAUACAUUAGUACUUUGCCAUGCAGGGGCAACAUCUUAGUCCUACAAGUUAGUUUUAAGUAGAAACAAUACUCUGAAAAAUUCAGCUCAGUUCAAAUUAUAAAAAAACAUAUGAAAAAAAUGAAAUAUUUGGCUUAGUUUUCUAUUAAAUAAGAAGUUUAUUAAUUUUUUUUAAUGUUAUCCCCCCCAUAAAAAAGACAUAAAACUUCUGAUUCACAUUUAUAAUAUUACUUAAUAGAGUCUGUAACACCAAACUUACAUCCACAAGAAUAUUCCAUUCAUCACAGUCCUGUGCUUUCCUUUCGAGUUGCUUCCAGGGUAUACCAUACUUUGCGCGUCUGCCUCUAGCUCGCGUCUCCAUUUAUUAUUUGGCCUUCCUAUCUUUCUUUUUCCCUGUGGUUUCUAUGUUAAGGAUUUCUGUUGGCGCUGUCUGGGGGUUUUCGGAGAGUGUGCCCUAUCCACCUCCAUAUUUUCCGUAUGAUGUCUUCAUCAAUGGGCACCUGGUAUGUCCUUUCCAGUAGAUCUUUGUUGGUGAUGGUAUUUGGCCAUUUGAUGUUCAGGAUCAUUAUAAGGCAUGUGUUUAUAAAGGUCUGUACUUUCUGCGUAAUGCUCGCUGUUGGAGCAGAAACUUGGAAAAUAACAACAGUGUAACACCAAAGAAUGAUCCAUAAUGGCAGAUCAUCUGCUUUUAUGACAGUUUGUGAGUUAAUAAGAUAAUUAUUUUGCAAAUAGAUCUGCAACAGAGGAUUCAGCAAGUAAAAAAUUUUAAACAUACUGGAAUAUAAGCAGGUGGCCUAAAGCAGCAUGUAACCAAAAAUGCUAGCUUAUGGGACGUCUGCUGUAUACCACUAGCAAAGUUGUAAAACAUUUGGAACUGCUAUUUGUUAUAUUAAUUCUGAAAAUAUUUGAUUUCCAACAUGAAUUCACAACUGUUACCAAAAUAGAAGUUAAAGUUUGUUUGUUUAUUUUUUCCACAGGAUGAAGCAGAGAAGAUGAUCAAUGAACUUCUGACUGACAUGUCAGAGAAUCUCAAAGAGGUUCUCUUACUUUUGCUUUGAAUUCCUAAUAAUUAAAUUUCUCUUCGAAAUACCUACUAUCAUUCAAAUGUUAAGCAGCAGUAGUUAUCAUUAAUAAAUAUUGAAAACCGUUUGCAAAUAAUGAAAUUGUGUGUUGAUUUAUUGCAUUACAGAAAACUAAAAUGAAUGAUUUGUCCCUUAAUCUUCUAGAUUAGAAAACUCUAUAUUACAUAACUUUAAAUAAUUAUUUGAUCAUGUAACAAAACUUGUAUCAAUAUGAAAUUUUUACACAAAUGAUUCUUUAUCAGGUGACCAAAUUAAAUGUUCCCGUUGAUGAAAAUGCUAUGUUUGGUGCUAAGCGCCUGCAUGAAAAGAUGUGUAGAUACUACUUUCUUUUCAUUGGAAGAUUCUCUUCAACAAAGAAGGGAAUUGUUUAUCUGGAGAAGACUGGAAUCAUUCAAACGUAAGUUACCAUUUUAUGGUUCAUUUUAAUACGAGUGUCAAAAUGAUGCAGGGGUCUCAAACACAAAUCAUCCGGGGGCCACAGGAGGCAGAAUCUGGGUGAGACUGGGCUGCAUCAAGUAUUCCACACAAAAAUGCGAUUACAAAUUCAAUAAAGUACAACUGUUACAAUGUGCUCAACCGUUAUUAAUAACAAAUAAAAACAUUAAUGGUUCUCAAGAACUAGGCUUCACUUUCUUCCUCCUACUCUUUGUUGCCAGAGAUCUGGCAGCGCUUCUUACACAGCUGAGCAGCAUUUGGCUUGAGUGAGGAAUCAAAUGAAACACUCAGUAUAGCUUGAAAAUGCUCAUCAGUAAGUUUGGUCCUGAACUUUGACUUGUUAAAGUUCAUAGUAGAAAAGAGCUUUUCACACAGAAUGAAUGCUCUCAUAAAUUGUCCAUGCUUGCCUUUCCCUGUUUUUCCAUUCACCUCCCUGAACAUAGAAUUGCACUGAAGAUCAAUCAGCUCCAUUUGAAGCACAAGGGGGAAGGGGGUGGCAUUUUCCACAUUGAAGGAGAAAGGGUCAGCAAAAAUUUGAAAAGAGGCUCUGUGUGUUUUGAAGUCUGCAAACCUGUGAUCAAAUUCUUCCUGUAGCUUUGCAAUUGCAUCAGUAUACUUACUACUGAAUGGUAUGCAUGAAUACUUUUCAUGUUGGGAAGUGGCAGCAGUUUCUUUAAGAACCAUAGCACAAGUUUUGUGCAGAAUGCCCUUACAUUGUCAUUGGCAACACUGACAAGAUACCCCUUGUCUUGUAACUUCUUGUUGAUUACAUUCAGCUCCUGUGUAAUGUCAACAAAAAAAAGCCAAGUCCAUGAGCCAUUUAGGAUCACUUAGUACAUGAGCAACCAUCCCAUUCUUCUCCAUCAAGGCUUUAAAUGCUAAAACAUGUUCAAACAUUAGGCAGGAGCAGGCAAUAUUUAUGAAUUAUUGAUGCGAAGGAAGUUGCCAUUGUAAAGAGAAUGAACUUUGAGGUUUUUUUAUCACAGAAAGACCUUUUUGGCUAACCCUAUUUUGAAAUUGACCAAGCUGACAGGCUCGGAAUUUCCCUUACUUCUAAACACUAGCGGAAAUUUUAAUAGGGAUUCUUUGAUUCUGUUUCAGAUUGCUACGAUUUACACAAUUAUGGUUGUGCAUUACCCACUAACUGACUUUUAAAACUUUUGAUAUAUAUGUAUACAAUAUUCGAAGCGUGUUUUCUCAAAACCAUCUUUGACCAUGUUUAUCUCAUAAAAUAAAAACUUUUAGUCCGAAUUUUAACAGUUUUUACUAUUAUAAUCAACGCCCAUAAUUAUACAAACAUAAUAAAUAUCAGAAUUAGAAUAGUCGGUGAGAUUCGACUAAAACUGUCACCAAGGGUCACAUUAUAGAUAUCUGAAUGGGGAAAACGCGCGGGCCGCAUUAACACUAAACUUUGCUGUCAUGUAGUGGGUCGCAAAAUAUCGUCUUUGAGACCCCUGCUGUAAUGUAUUUCUUACCCUGUGAGAAAUAUAAAUAUUUUUUUUUAUAUUUGCAGCCUACUUGAACUUAUGUCACCAUCUGCAAACAUUUUGUAUGUGAAGUUAGCCAUUUCUGCUUUAAACUUUUCGUUAGAAGGAUCAGCCAGACCAGUUCUCUCCAAAGCUUUGACAGCAACACAAGAUGUAAGCUUUGUUUAAAAUAUCAUUCUAUAAUUUGUACUAAACUGUAUUGCUGUAUUCUAGGUAAAACAGUUGGCUUGCAUGCAUUAAGAGCCUCAUGAAAAAUAACAAGAAUUAGAAUUGAAAAUAUUGAAAUUUUGAUACACUGGAAAUGUGUUGUUUUUUAAAAAUUAUUAUGCACCUAUGAAUUAACCUAACAUUUGUGUGGACAUAAUGACUAAGUUUUAACUUUUGGCUUUCUCGUGCUUUCAGGUGUGUCGUUUGUACGCCACUAAAAUGUUGAGAGUGUUGAUGCGUGCAGGAACCCCAGGGUUCCAUCAGUGGGGCAUUGAACUUCUGGUCACUCAGCUUUAUGACCAGGAAAAAAGCAUAGUGAUGUCAGCCAUCAAUAUUCUGGAUGAGGCUUGUGAUAAUGAGGUAGAGAGCAUGGACUUGCCAACCAUCUGGGUUGAUAAUGUUAAUAAGAGAGCAUGAUUUCUUUGAUAAACUAAGUUUUCUGAUACAUGGUUGAGAUUGACAAGUCUUUUAACCAAAUGCCCCAUAUCAAAAGUGUCAUAUUGGUAACAUUUUAGUAUAUUUUCAUUCAUUCAUUCAUUCCUUCAUUGAUAUAUUGGUAUACUGAUUUUUUCAUUAAUAUAUUGAUUCAUUCAUUGAUACAUUUCUUUCAUUGAUAUAUGGCUUGAUGGCCAUCAUCCUAUUGAACUGACUUAAAUUCAUCACGUUCAUCUGGUUACUUUUUAAAAUCAGAAUUUGAAAAAUAAAACAAAAAGGCAAAACCAAAAAGGUCUAGGAAUAUACUUCUAAAUAAGUUUUGUUUGCUUGUACUAAGACUUGAUUUCUUAAAUAUUCAAGGAAAAUUUGAAAAAUCUCAUCAAACUUCGGCCAUCACUACUUCAUCUGGGAGAAAAGGGUGUCAUGUUGCUGACACGAUUUGUCUCAACGGUUCAGGGUUUCAGAUCCCUCAAUGAUGCCAACUUCAUAUUUACUCAGCUAGAACAGUGGCACAAGGUCAAUAUAACAUAUCAUGUCUUGUGGCUCUUCAACUUUUUCAAUCCAUAAAACUCCUUCAAACAUUUUUUUUUUUUAUAAAUGUAACAUUCUAAUAGAUGUAAAUUUUAAAAAUUUGAGUUGGAUAUGAAAUUAUAUUGAAUUGAUUUAAGUGCAUAUUAAAAAAAAUUCCAGUGUUAUACUAAAAUGUAUUUCAAUUUAUUAUAGAUUAUAAUUAUUUGAAUUAUUGAUGUGUUGUAUCUCAAUUCUCAAAGGAGUUGUAAGGGUGUUAAACUAUUCUAUUUGUUUUCAGUCUUUCAAUGAGCAGUAUGUAGAUAUUGUAGAAGAAAUGCUAAAUGAAGCUCUGACAACUUAUGAAAAGACUUUCAGUGGCUCUUGUCCCAGGCGUUCUAUACUGAAGUAAGUUAAAUCAGUUGUAAUGUGGAGAAGAAAUACAUAGAAAAUUUAAGAGUUUUUAGUUAUUAAAAAGUAUUUGACUUGUUAUUUUUUUUUUUAAAUUCACCCAUUUUAUUCAAUUGCAGGGGUCCAAAAAAAGAUGUAUUUCUUCCAACCCAUCUUUAUGGUCAACUAACUAUGCAUGAAGAAGGACUGGAAUAUUUGCAAAAACAGGUUGAGAAUUCAUUUGAAACCUUCAUUUUACAAAGCUAUGUGUUUUAAAUGGGGAAAUAUACCAUUUCUGAUCAUACAAAACAUUCAGUGGUAGAUAUAAUAUUAAUAGUGCAUGUUACUAGUUAAAAUCAACACUGUGUAAAGCUUGAUUAAAAAUUGUGUUUCUUCAAUGCAUUAUCCAAUGUAUUUGCCUACUUUUCUUUCCCAUUAUCACUCACAGUCUGUAUUCUUUAAUUAUUAGGAAUGUAUCAAGCAGUAUUUCAGUUGCAUACUUCAACAAAAUUUAAUAAACAGUCAAGAUAUUCGGGCUCUAAAAACGGCCUUGUGGGCAGUGGUGAGUUCUUUAAUAUUUUAUAUUUCUGAUCUAAUUAAUAAUUAUUUAAAUUUAAAUUAAAUAAGUUUUUAAACAGUGUGAUCAUUUUGAGAUCGUGCUAAAAACUAAAAUAUUGUUUACUUCUGCCAUAUUUUGUUAAGGAUGAUUAAAAACAAGUCAGCAAACAUAAAUUUUAGAAAAGUGAUUUUUCUCAAUUGCUACUGACAAAAUUCAAAUUAUUGUAUUUCAUAUUUCGCAGGGUCAUAUUGGUUUGUCUUGUGAUGGGCUGGCAUGGCUAGAAUCCGAGAAAGUUAUUCCAGAAAUUAUAAGACUAGCUGAAGAAAGUGGAGUUUUUUCUAUCAGAGGGUAACACAAGAUUAUAUCAUUAGUAUAUUAGUAUAAAACCAGAAUUAAGCCAAAAAUAAUAUAGCUAUUGAAAUUUUCACAUCUUAUUUUGAUCAUUCCAUGUUUCGGCUUAAUAAUGUUUAGCUCGACAUAUAGAGCCAAUGAAAGGGCCUGAUCUUAAGUACAGAAAAAUUAUUCAGUUGUUAUUGCGUGUGCAGUCCCAGUAUCCAGGCCCCCUCUGUGCUCAAACUGACCCACUCGGCCUUAGUAAUUGGGUUGGCUCUGACAAUUAUUACAUGUCAUAACAUUCUCAAAACUGCUCAACAGAACUGCUUACUUUGUGUUGGGGCUGCUUGCUUGUACAAGAAAAGGUACGGAUAUUCUAAACGAGUUUGGAUGGGAAUCAAGAUGUCAUACCAGGAAGGUAUAAAUACAUUGCAUAUGAUGGGGAAAGUAAUAAUCAAAUUUCUACAUGGUCACGUAUAUGGUAGAAAAAUAUGGAGCUAUUUAGUCAGAGCUUGAUAAAAACAAUGGCCAGUUUAUAAUCAGUAACAAAAUGAGUACAAUGACCUUUUUGGGCUUUGAUUGAUAUAUAUCUAUUAUUUUAAAAACAUCAUCAUCAGAACCAGAAGGUUAUUUACACAAUUAUAAUUCGAAUAUUUUUAACUCUUUUUUUCACUAGGAAAUGUUUCCAGUUUUGGACCAGGAUGGCUGGAUGCAUGGUUCUAUGGAAGAGGCUCUUUUCAUAAGUGACAGAAUAGCAUCCUCCAAUAUUCAGAGUGAAAGUCAUCGUCUUUCUUCAAUGGGCAGCAUGGGCCUGUCGCUCAUUCAGGAAGAAACAUUCAUGCGCCCAACUAGCUCUAAACCUUCAAGUCAGAACACCCUUCGAGCUUCCGUGUCUUCCAUCCAUUCAGCGAAAGACCCUUUAUUGAGACACUCUUCUGCCAUGCCAACACAUUAUCAUAAUGUUCCCCCGUACACGUCUCCUCCCAACCUAACAGUGCCUAAUGUUGCCUUCAGCCAAACUUUGCCUUAUGGAUCGGAAGAUUUUGUUCGGUUGGGUCCGGUCCCGUCAAGGUCAAGAUCAGAAAAAUUCAUUCCAAAUAAAGCUGGGGAGUUGCGUCCUCGUGCUCAGACUGGUGAUAAAACAACUCUGAUUGCCCCUGGUGGUGUGUCCACAACAAAGUAUGAAUCGGUUCCUGUCAAUAUAGACUCCAUUAAUCUAGGUAUUAUCAACCCUUACACAACGAAUGAUCUUGGCAGAGUGAGGAAAUCAUCUUCACGUGACUCCAUCCAAUUAAUUGCUUCCCCUGUUGUCAAAUUGAGAACUAGCUCGGAUGAGGAUUCGGCCAUUCUUUCUGACAACUGUGAUUCACAAUCCAAUGACAACAGUCACAUGGCCACAUUUGUCACUGACAUUUCAACUUCAGGCACCGUACAGAAUGGCACAGCACAUUCCCAUGUAGAUAGUAAUGCAGCAGAGGGUGAUGCUUCUCACAAACUUUCAUUUACACCUCACAGUAACUCUACAAAGGAUAUCGUCAGUUUCAAAAUGGGCGGCUCGUCACUCCUUAGCAAUAAAGACAGCAGCAGCAGUGACAGUUCCAACCGUAGCAAGAGCAGGGGAAGCAGUUUUAAUACAACGGACACCAGUGGUGUUGGAUCAUGUGACUCCAAUGCCAUGCCUGCACCGGGCAGUAACACAUCUUCAAGUUUGAACAAUGCUCUGACCCCCAUACCCAGCUCAUCUUCCCUCUCCACUCUUGCAGCACCGACCAGCCUUCUCUUGCCCACAGAGCCGGUCAAAGAACCUGUACAUCACUCUGCUUUACAGCGCAGUCUCUUUAAACUGUCUCGUAUUCCCAGUGCCAAGAGGCGAUCUGCUUCUCCUGCUCUGGGCAUUACACCUAAUGGACAGACUUAUACGUCUCAAAGGGAUGCGUUGGGAUAUGCAACUUUAAGAAAUAUCAAACGACAACGAACUUAUAGCACUGAAACGGACGGAGAUAAUGUUAGCCACCUAGAAACUCCUUCACUGCAUCGCACUGUUAGUCAAGAUUCAGAGAUAAGUGUGGAGAGUAAUAUGUGGCUGAGGUGAAUUUUAUUUAUUUGCUUUAAAAUGUUUAAUUAAUUUGUUUUUAUAGCUGGUUUAUUGUCACUGCAUUUAGCAUCAAACAAAUUUGUUAUGGUUCAACUCUCAAUGAAGUCUCAUCAGAUUCUAUUUUAGUGGUUCUAUUUGUUUCACUAACAUAUUCAAACUUUUUAUUUGAUAUAAUCAUAAGUUUUGAUCACAUGACAAAAAAUGUUAGGUGAAAACUUGCAAUGAUAACUUAUUCAUUGUUUGCGAGUGUAGAUUUCCAUUGUCAAACUAUCAUAAUUGAUCCCCAUAGGCUGUUUAGCACACUAAAAGAUCUCAGUAUUAAAUUAACAACUGAAGCAUCCCCAAAGUUUGAGGUGGCCCAAGUAAAGUGGUUACGGUCAAAUUAGUAUUAUUUUGACUGAGUACUAUCACAGGAUAUUUAUACAAUUUAGGAAUGAGUACUAUCACAGGAUAUUUAUACAAUUUUGGCAUAAAUUGUACGAUUCUGAGAUGUAUUUUACGAUUGUACGCCAAUACCCGUCAGAACUACAAUUUUACAAGACUGAGUUUUAAAAAAAAAAUUUACGGUGGUGUUUACAACUUUUUAAAAAAAAAUGUUAACGUUUUCUUUUAUUAGUUUUAGUUCUUUUCUAUAGCCUGCGGUGAAUGCACAGAGAAAUAUGUUGGGCUGAGGACAGUCCUUAAUUAUAUCAUGUAUGGUGGAAAGGGGGUGGAAAGCACAUGUGUGCAUGAGAGGGGUGGGGGGAGGUGUGUAAACAUUUUUAAAGGCUAUAAAAUAACACCAUGUUUCGAAAUCAUCGCUAGAUACAGCAAGAGUAAUAUUUCAGAAUAAUUUAGCGUUGUUGCCCUAGUAACAAAUUUGGUAAACAUCCACCUUUGCUUUAGUGCUGUAUGAUGUAAUUUUGUGACAUAAUUAUGUAGUUUUUCAGCUGAACAGCAGCAGCUGCAAAAACGGAGAAAAAUAUGGAUAUUAUUUAGAAUGCAUUCUCAACUGCUCCGCAUAUAUUUUAUAAGAUCUAGCAAGCGGUCUUUGAAAUCUGUUUAAGGAAGUCACUAAGCAGCUGUACAAUUUUAAUACACCAGCCCUACUGUUCUCCCAAUACAGCUUGUAGUUCUUAAAAUAUAAUAUUUUAACGGAAAAUGAUAUCUGGCUCCUAUGUCUAAUGCAAAUGGGGGAAAUUUGCUGCCUGCCCCUUUAAAAAUUGUGGCUGACGGAUAUAUGACAAAUAACUUUUUCCUUCAUUCCAAUUUUUGCCUUAAUGGCACAUUUCAAAUCUAUAGGCCUAAACGUCAUUUUUGUGUGCUGGUAUGAGGUAUUUCAGUGUAUCCACCCCUUUUUAGACUUAUUUAAAAAAUAGAUUGAAAUAAGUAAUCAAUUAGAAAACAAUUUUACUACUAAAUAGAAAGGAUUUAUCUUAACACGGCUAGGUAAGGGGUACCUAAUUUUUCACAACCAUUAUGAUUAAAUGAAAAAAUGAUGCAAGACUAUAUUCAGUUGUAAUCAAAGGUGCAUCCCUGGAUUUUGAAGUUAUAAAAAUAAUUCUAGGGAGUAGGGCUCAGCUUCCUCCCAAACCCCACCCUUACUUUUGCUCUGGUGACCUCAGUGGGCGUCUUCAAUCCUCCUCCCUCCCCCCCCCCCCCCCCCCAUCCCAUCAUUGAAGUGGCCAAUAACGAGCACCCUGUUAUUAGCAAUAGUGAGUGCACUGUACAUAAAUAUAUAAAUUUCAGUCAUCUACUUUGAGAAGAGACCUUAAUUUGACAUGCGAUGCAAAUAGUUAUUUGUAUACAUUAUACUUUAUGUUAAUUUAUUUACUAUUACAAUAUGGUAUUGUGCAAUUUUGAAAUGGUAUGGUACUAUUCUGAGACUAUCUAGUACUUGUUUGGGAUUUCCAGUGUAACCAGGUCUGCAGGAGCAAUAUUUUUUUGGACCAAGCAGUGGUUAUGAUUAGAGCUUAUUGAGUACUAUCACAGGAGUCAUAGUUGGGUUGGACCAAGCCGUGAUAAUAAUGGGGCUUAUUGUCAAAUCAGUGUUACCGUGUACUAUGACAGGAGUCAUAGGAGGGUCAGACUAAGCAGUGGUUAUGAUAGGGCUUACUAUUAAAUCAGUGUUACCGAGUACUAUCACUGGAGCCGUAGUUGGAACAGACCAAGCAGUGUAUUUUUGUUUUUAGAUAGAUUUCUCUAGCAGUUUUUUUUAACAAAGUUAUCCUAAUUUCAUAAUUCAUGUAAUUUUCUUCUCAAAUACAAGAUAUAUAUUUAUAUAUUUAGUCAGGUAAUAGAUACGCCUAUAUUAAACUACUUUUCUUUCCCAGUAUAAGAAGAAAUGUGAGCAGCGUAUCUUUGCAAGACCAAGAUGUGCCAGCCUCACCCAUUGCUAGCCUUAAUCGAGCCGCCUUCAAGCCUCAAUCGCCUGGCAACCGUUUUGUUGGUAUCACACUCCCUGUUGACAUUAAAAUGAUUUUUGAGGUUUGCUUCUCUCAUUGAAUAUUUGAAUAGUUUCAUAGCACUUGUAAUAAAGUUUUUCUGAAAUGAUAUUUUAAUUUCAAUUUUGGGAAAGUCAUUCAGAAGCAAGGGGUUGGAAGGUUAUACAUUUAUAGGUUAUGUCAGGCAGAAAUAUUGCUAGGUUUAUUUCAAUAUAUGGAAAGUCAUUUAGAAGCAAGGUGUUAGAAAGUUGUACAUUUAUAUGUUAUGGCUGGAAAUAUUACUAGGUUUAUUUCAAUAUUGGGAAAGCCAUUCAGAAGCAAGGGGUUGGAAGGGUAGACAUUUAUAACAGUUUUUAAUAACUUUUUAAUGCUGUAAAAUUUCAAUUAUCAUAACUUAAGGAGUAGCCUAAUUAUGGAGUUUUUUUUUUGUUUUUUUUUUAUUAAGAACAAUAUCUCUAAGUUGUAAAGAAAGGGUCACUAAAGCAAUAUCUCUAAGGUGUAAAGAAAGUGUAGCUAAGAACAAUAUCUCGUGAGUUGUAAAGAGAGUGUCAUCUAACUUUUAGGAGAGAAAAAAAUUCCUGUCAUACAAAUAACUUGAAUGUAAUUAGAACUUCUUGUCCCAUCUGUCCGUUAUGAAAUGUUUGGUACCUUACUUUUUAUAACAAGUUCCUUAUCAUGAUAACCUUGAUUGAACAGGUUGUUGAAGGUGAGGACAGAAGAACAUGUUCAACUAGUAGCCUGGGGAAAUUAGAACAACCUCCAGGUAAGACAUGUUGAAGUCAACUCAUCUUAUGUUUAUACAUUUACAGUGUAGACUAAUCCUUUUAUUACAAUUCAAAUUCAAUUAGCUAUCUUUACUAUGAAUUAUAGCAGGGGUUCUCAACCUGCAGGCACUAUUUGUUUUAGUUCAAUUUAUUAUAAAACAUAAUUAUUUUUUAUUGCAAAGCAUUAUGAUACAAGUCUUGUAAUCAAGGUUAGACAGGCUUUUACUCAACCAACUUUCUAGGGUUCUUCGCGACGAUACCAUAAUGUGUAACUUUAAUGCUGGGAACAUCUCCUCAUCAGUACUCAUUAUUUCAGUGAUCACAGCUUCAACUUCACUUCAUUAGUAGACAUUACUUCAAUGAUGACAUCUCCAAAUUUAGGGGAAAAUUUGUAGUAUAAAACUGAUUUCGACAUCCCUUUAAACUAGGGCCCCAUGGAAUUCCUUUUGUUCUUUCAAUAAGCUCCUUGAUAUUAUCAUUGAUAAUUUUCAUGGAAUCAAGAGUUCUAGACAAUAUAUUCAACUAAUUGUUUAAAAAUUAAAUGACUUUAUAUUUUAAAAAAUUUCUAGGCAAUAAACUGAAAUUUUUAAAAAGAAAGUUAGGCAAGGGCUGAUUUUUCCUGAUUUUAAUUCUUUUUUUUUUUUUUUAAAAAAAGGCUCACGCCAAAAUAAUAAUUUAACUUAUCCGAAACUUCCAUCUUUAAAAAAAAAAGAAAACGGAUGCUGGGUCUGUCUCUUUGAUUGGAGAGGAGGGAGAAAUCAUGGGGGCUGAAAUUUUUUUGAUGAAUUCAAAAUGCAAAGAUCCAUUUUGGCGUAUACUUAGAUGUCCAUUCUUUGUUGAAGGUCUGGACCUUGUCUUCAAUAGACCUAAUUAUUUUUUUGGUGCUCCAAUAUUUAUUUCAAUUAUUUUUCUUAAUAUUAUUAACGAAUCAAAUUAUUCUCAUAAUAGUGAAUAAUUCAAACAACAAAAUUGUUAAACUUUCAAAUAAUUUAAAGUUCACUUGUCAAGCCUUUGAGGCCGCUAUUAUUUCAACAUAGAGAGUGAUAAUGCUGCUGCAUACUGUGGGAGAGAGCUUAGAAAUGCUGUGCUGCAGUUUUUAGAAGUUUCAUUCGAACGCUUAUGAUAUCUUUGGACUUGUUUGCUUGGUCAGAUUUUUUCAGAGAAUUCUGGGUUUAUUUUAAUAUAUAUUAUUUGAAGAUGGGCUUCAACAAAUCACUGCCAAUUCAUUUCACAAAUAAGCAGUGUGAAAUUCCUGUCUUUAGUAUAUUACAGUUUUACAAUUUUGCACUGCUAUUAUUAAUUUUCAAGGUUUUCUGAAGAAAAUCAUUUGAAAAUUUGUUUAUUUUAUUGAAACAUUAAUCCAGUUCCCAGAAUGUCUUGCGAGCCACAUAAAACGUCUCGGCGGGCCGCAGUUUCCCCACUCGCGCUUUAGUUUAAAAGUAACAAAUAUUUUAGUUAUUGGUAAGUGAAAUGAACCAUCAGUUUUGGUUACACGUGUAACUUAAAAAUAAACUGAAGGGUACUCACUUACCUAGUUUAUUAAAGACAAGUACAAGGAAUACAAUUAUACUGGUAGAGAUAUUGAUAAAAGUACAUUAGCCAAAAAUGUGUAAGCUACUAUUGUAACCAUUCAGAGGGAACAAAAUAUUUAAAUUGUGACAUUUCUCAUACUUUUAGCGAUCUAUUGUUUGAUUGAGCUAUCUGAAACCUGAUCACAUUAUAUUUCUUAUUCCAGAGGUAAGAGGAAUAAGUAUUGCAGUGCCCCCUUUAAAAAAAGAGAUAUCUUUUGAGCACAGUACUGAUAUCUGUUUGCUCUGCAAUAGAUUCCGGAAGAAGGUGGUUGCAUCGACAGUGAAAUCAGGUAAGAGAGUUCUUGAUAGCAUUCAUGUGUAAGCUCUGCAAACCCAACUGUCAAACAUGUCUAAUCUUGUUACUGGCAAAAUCAGUUCAUCCUUGUGCUAAUGAAAGUUGUAUUUGCAGUGACCGCUGUAUCGAAGCAUCAGGAAACUGAGUUGAUGCGAGCAGAUCAAGGUGAAGCAGUGCACUCUCUGUCUGAUGUUGGCAGGACAAGGGGAGGUAGUAUCAAUGACCACUCUUCAUCAGCAACACCAGGUAGUCAGACUAGCAGCUCCAGCACACAUGAAACGGGUAUGAUUUUAAUUUCAGUUUUGAUUUAUGUUUGUAUUACUUAAGCUUCAUUGCUGAUUGUAGCCUGCAGAGAACUGCAUUCAGGUUGAAGCAAUAAGAAAAAUAAAACACUGGGUCAGGGAAAACCUGAAAAAAUUAAUAAAAACAACAGGCGUUUCAAUAGCAAAAAAGACGAGAGAAUAAAAAACACAACUUUUUAUGGUAGAAGCCUCUAUGGAAUCAUCUAAUAAGGUCUAAGAAUUUGGGGAUGAGGUUUCAACAUUGCUGAUAAAAGUUCAACAGAGAGUGAUGAAGAUGGCCAGAAAGUAAUGUCAGUAUUUGUUAGCUAUAUUAUUGAUAAAAUGGUUCAACGUGAAGUGAUGACGAUCACCAGAAAUUAAUGUUGGCCACAUUAGUGAUGAAAUGGUUAACCUGAAAACACAAAUACUUGUCUCAGUCAAUUUUAUCUACAAAAAUAUAGAAUAUUAUAUGGAAAUGAAAUAAACCCAUAAUCAUAACUGUAUGCUCUAUUUAAGAUUUUCGUUAAUGUAGCUAAUGAGACUCUUCGAGUAAAAAAUUUACUUAUUUCAUAAAACAGCUGCAAAAAAACUGACUGAAGAUAGCGAGGAAGGUAGACAACUCAUUAGACUUGAAGUAAUGAGACUGAUUGUUAAUCUUGGUAGUUCUGUUGGCUUGAAAGGAUCUGAAACUGGUUUAUUAAGGUAAAAUAAAAUAGCAAGUGAUUUGGUCUGUAUGUCCAUUCAAUAUUCCCAGUGAGGCAAAUGUGUUCCUAUGAAAUAAAUAUUUUAACUUUACUUAUUCUGUUCCUCAUGUUCUUAUUUUUUGUUGUGUUUUUUUUUUUAGUUUAUAUUUCAACCUUCAUUUUCUUGUAUUUAUAUCAUUAACUGAGAUAACUCGAUCUUUUUAAUCUUAGAAAUUUGUCAUUUUGUCUUUGUUUAUUCUGAAAGGGAAUUUAACCAAAACAUUUGUCAAGCUCAAUGAAAGUAAGAAUAAUAUAAAUUGUGUAAAAGAAAAUGAUGAUGUUAAUUAUCUAAUUGAAAACUUAUGUAAUCCCAUUGUCUAUUUUGAUCAACAGUUUGAAGCAACGUUUUCCAAAGUGCUUUCAGAGCAUCUGCUUCUACUCUGAGGUGUGCCACUUGUUGUCAACAUAUUCCUAUCGUUUGUUGGCCAGGAGAUUUAUUCAAGAGUUGUUUGAUGAGUUGGAUAUU
Molecule: messenger RNA, 25291 nt
Organism: Lymnaea stagnalis (great pond snail)
Lineage: Eukaryota; Metazoa; Mollusca; Gastropoda; Lymnaeidae
Source: the annotation of a GenBank genome assembly